This is a messenger RNA of Impatiens glandulifera, 1733 nucleotides long. RefSeq names its product plant-specific TFIIB-related protein 1. Bases 72 to 1568 code for a protein of 498 amino acids. Gene Ontology annotation, molecular function: TBP-class protein binding. Lineage: Eukaryota; Viridiplantae; Streptophyta; Magnoliopsida; Ericales; Balsaminaceae. Gene Ontology annotation, biological process: DNA-templated transcription initiation; transcription preinitiation complex assembly. The transcript has 3 exons. Gene Ontology annotation, cellular component: nucleus; transcription preinitiation complex. The record is from RefSeq and is a predicted model, not a curated record.
GAACGAACAGUCAGUCUGCCCCAACCAAUUGAGUCCUGUGCCGGCGACGGCGGCAUCCAAAAUCAAAGAAAAUGCGGUGCCCGUACUGCUCGGUCGCGCAGGGUCGUUGCGCCACCACUACCGCUGGAAAAUCCAUAACAGAGUGUACGUCUUGCGGUCGCGUCGUGGAGGAGCGACAAUCUCAAUCCCACCAUCUCUUCCACAUCCGCGCAACGGAUUCUCCUCUCUCCCUAGUCACAUCCGACCUCCCAUCCCUCCCAAUAUCAGCCACGCCUUCCGCUCCAAACGAUGAAGAUCCAUUUGAACCAACUGGGUUUAUUACCGCCUUUUCCACCUGGUCUCUCGAACCCUACCCUAUCUUUGCACAAUCUUCCACCUCCUUUGCCGGUCACCUAGCCGAGCUGGAACGGGUCCUCGAAACAACUUCUUCUACAUCCACCACUUCAUCUUCUUCCGUCGCCAUGGAUAAUCUAAGGGCAUAUCUUCAGAUAAUCGAUGUUGCUUCAAUUCUAGGUUUAGACUAUGAUAUUUCAGAUCACGCUUUUCAGCUUUUUAGGGAUUGUUCGUCCGCUACCUGUUUGAGAAAUCGCAGUGUUGAAGCUUUGGCUACUGCUGCUCUUGUUCAGGCCAUUAGAGAAGCUCAGGAACCCAGAACUCUUCAGGAAAUUUCAAUAGCAGCUAAUUUACCUCAAAAGGAGAUUGGGAAAUACAUUAAGAUCUUGGGAGAAGCUUUACAAUUGAGUCAACCCAUUAACAGCAACUCAAUAUCUGUUCACAUGCCAAGAUUUUGUACACUUCUCCAACUCAACAAAUCUGCUCAGGAACUUGCAACUCAUAUAGGAGAAGUUGUUAUCAACAAAUGCUUCUGCACUCGGCGAAACCCAAUAAGUGUAUCUGCAGCUGCUAUCUAUCUUGCCUGCCAACUUGAAGACAAACGUAAAACACAGGCAGAAAUCUGCAAGGUAACUGGACUAACCGAGGUGACCCUUCGUAAGGUUUACAAGGAGCUGUUGGAAAAUUGGGACGAUCUUCUUCCUUCCAAUUAUACCCCUGCCGUGCCACCAGAGAAAGCAUUUCCCACUACCACUAUUGCCUCAAACCGCUCUUCAACAUCUAGAAAUGACACCAAUGAAGGAACAACAACAACGCCCAUUGAUCACGAUAAGCUAAUCGAUGUCAAACCCGUUAUACAAAAUGAUGUUUUAGAUACAUCUUCGACUUUUCAUCAAGCAAGAGGCAAAGAUGAAUCUGUGAUAAGCCUACCACCGAUCGUAUGGCAUCCCCAUUUAUCAGUUGGGUUAAAAAUGUCAACGGAGAGGAACCCUAACAACCUUCAAGAAGUAGUUGAGAGAAAAAUAGACGUGGAUACGAAGAACAUGGGUUCUUUAAUACCAACAUUUUCAAGCACGGCUAGUGCGAGUAAGAGCUCUGCUGCCUGGCAAUUGCCUUCGGCUUCAUCGGGUUUGAAUUCGCCUUCUCGAUUCAUGCUCCAGUCGAAAGCAAGAUCAAGUUUAGCAGAUUCAUGUGGGACAAAGCAACUGAAUGAAGGCAAAAGAGAUGAACAUUGAGGUAUUAGGUAUAUACUAUUUCAUGUGACCUAAAUGUUAAAAAACUUGUAGGUUUUGCUUAUGUGACAGUUAAUUGUGUAUAUUCUACUUUGACUAAGUUAAGUUAGUUUUGAACUAGUUCAAUCAAGUUCCUAUUUUUAUAUUAUCAAAAAAGGGUUCAUUCUA